This is a messenger RNA of Echinostoma caproni, 1074 nucleotides long. The record is from the annotation of a GenBank genome assembly. NCBI's taxonomy places the organism in Eukaryota, Metazoa, Platyhelminthes, Trematoda, Plagiorchiida, Echinostomatidae.
AUGGAUAUGCGUCCUGUGAUAGAUUGCAAUCAACAAACGACUCAACCGGCUCAUAUGCCACUUACUGACAAUUCUCCCAACGGUUCAUCCAUGCUGUCCGAUGGCAGUAUCACAGAUCGAAAUGAAACUUUCAACAACUGCAGCACAAACACGAUGAAAAUUGGUCUUGAUAAAAUGGGUAAUUCACAACCUACAUUUCCUAUAGCGCCACCAUUGUAUCCAAUGCACAACUGGCUCCAAACAUUUUCACCGAAUGCCCCAUUACAGGAAACAUUGAAUCGUAUUUAUCAUUCGUUCUUCGGGUUAUUCGAAAGACAGUUAAGUCAACGUCUGGAACAAUUCGCAAGCCGUUUGGAUAACUUUCAACGGGAACAGGCUGCGACAAAAUUUCAACUUGGACGUCUGGAACGAAUUCUGCAAAACGGUUUCGAACUAUCCGGUCGGUGUGAGGACGGCAAGCUACCAGGAUUGGAAGUGAACGGUUGCCUCGAAGAGUCCGUUACCGUACCAUCUUCAAGCUGGCAUGACAUAGCCAACAUGAAUGCCAUCAGUGCUCAAAAACAAGGACUUAGUGGCAGCUCUUUUAAAUCAAGUAUUCGAUCUGAAACAUCCAUCAUGCAUCCAAGCCUUGUUCCAUCUGGAUUCCCUACUGCGCCCAAUACGUUAUCUGAUGCUACUCGAUUACCGGUAGAGCGACCCAUGUUCUACCCACUUAACUCACCGCCACCACCCGCACUGCGCGAAAACAACCCCCUCUCAAGAAUUGUUACACCUAUCACCACACCUACUACCACCAGCACAACUAAUUUGAACCACAUGGCGAACACUUUCUUUCACUCAUCACUCCAGUCUCAUCUGUUUUGGAAUCAGUGGAUGUCUGACUGGUUUCGAGCUAGUUCAGCUGGCCUGACAGAACGUUACCUGCCAAAUACUACCACCGGUUCUUUCACGGCUCUUUUAGAGAAGAUUCGUUCUACCGAUAGCACCACGACUACCAAUUCGGUAAGUCUCGCUAUUUCCAACACUACUCAUAGUGGAUUCGGAGCCUCAUUAAGUGGUAUCUUAUUCAUUUAA